Messenger RNA from Endocarpon pusillum Z07020, 597 nucleotides. RefSeq lists its product as uncharacterized. NCBI's taxonomy places the organism in Eukaryota, Fungi, Ascomycota, Eurotiomycetes, Verrucariales, Verrucariaceae. The record is from RefSeq and is a predicted model, not a curated record. Bases 1 to 597 code for a protein of 198 amino acids. The transcript has a single exon.
AUGGACAGGCUGAAGGUGGUGUGGAGAUAUGCAAGCAAAGAUAACGCUACUAUGCACUCGCUGGAGAAAGUCAUCGCACAACCAGCCAAGGGAGAUCCAGUCCCAGAACCAGAACCUGCAGAUUGGCGAGGCGAAAAGGAUAAAGAUGCUGCUGCCGAGGCCAGUCCAUCAAGUGGCGUGAGCAGUGGAAGACCAGGAGGCGCCAUGCUUACUAUGGGAGCCACCAUCAUGGCUGGAGUAGAUUCCCUAACCAAGGAUUUGGGCUUACGACCAGAUGACUCAACAAGCGCAGAGGUUAGCCGUGCGAACAGUGUAAGAAGCAGCUCUCAUCAACCACAUACCGACAGAGGCACUAAUUUGGCGGAAGAGGACGAGAGCGAGGGCGUCAGAGCCUAUGGACCUGAAGGUGAAGAUAUCGUAAGCUCCCAGCACUUUGCCAGGGACGAAGCGAGGAUGGAAGAGGCGGAAGAGAAGGCUGAUACAAGAAUCGGAAGAGCUGUUGAGUCUGGAGUGGAGAAGCUCGGGGCGAUGCUUCCUGGGACGACGAAGACAACAGACCCGCAGAAUGAGCAUAGGGCGGAAAAGCACGCACCGUAG